Messenger RNA from Sitophilus oryzae (rice weevil), 1674 nucleotides. RefSeq names its product N-sulphoglucosamine sulphohydrolase. NCBI's taxonomy places the organism in Eukaryota, Metazoa, Arthropoda, Insecta, Coleoptera, Curculionidae. The coding region runs from base 35 to 1573 and encodes 512 amino acids. The transcript has 10 exons. Gene Ontology annotation, molecular function: N-sulfoglucosamine sulfohydrolase activity. Gene Ontology annotation, biological process: heparan sulfate proteoglycan catabolic process; glycosaminoglycan catabolic process. The record is from RefSeq and is a predicted model, not a curated record.
AAAUAAUUUUUUUCGGCAUUUUUUUCAGUUCACGAUGUGGAAGCUCGCAAGUCACUGGUUAUGCUGGUUUUUAAUUUUUACAUACGUUGUAAAAGAUGUUAAAACUGAAUUUAAGACAAAGCGAAAUGCACUGUUAAUUGUCGCCGAUGAUGGAGGGUUUGAAAUAGGAGCAUAUCGUAAUAAGAUAUGUCAAACCCCAAACUUAGACGAUUUGGCAAAGAACAGUUUGAUUUUCAACAAAGCGUUUACAUCUGUAAGCAGUUGUUCCCCUAGUCGAUCUGCUAUUUUAACUGGAACACCAUCGCAUCAAAAUGGAAUGUACGGUCUUCAUCAAGGUGUUAAUCAUUUUGAUUCUUUUAAUAAUGUAGAGAGUCUUCCAAAGAUUUUGAAGAAAAAUAACAUACGUACAGGUAUUAUUGGUAAGAAACAUGUCGGUCCAGCAGAGGCAUAUCCUUUUGACUACGCCCAGACUGAAGAAAAUAAUUCUAUUUUACAAGUUGGUAGGAAUAUCACUCACAUAAAACUUCUAACACGCGAAUUUCUCAAUUCUACACUGGAUAAGCCCUUCUUUUUGUAUGUAGCUUUCCAUGACCCACAUCGCUGUGGCCAUACCAAUCCAGAAUAUGGACAGUUCUGCGAGAAAUUUGGAAACGGCGAAGAAGGAAUGGGUGUGAUACAGGAUUGGCAACCCAUAGAUUAUCAGUGGGAUGAAGUUCAAGUACCCUAUUACGUUCCAAACACUGAAGCAGCAAGGAGAGAUAUUUCAGCUCAGUAUACAACCAUUUCCAGGUUAGAUCAAGGUGUCGGCCUUGUUCUAAAAGAGCUAGAAAAUGCGGGACAUUUAAACGAUACGUUGAUUAUAUACAGUUCUGAUAAUGGAAUACCUUUUCCUAAUGGAAGAACAAACCUUUACGAUUCAGGAAUUGCGGAACCUAUGUUUAUUUUUUCACCGCUACAUAAAAAAAGGCGAAACCAAGUUACAAAUUCGCUUUCAAGUUUGCUAGAUUUAGUUCCUACUUUAUUAGACUGGUAUGAGAUAAAUAAGACAGUAAUAAUCACAAAACAAAUAUUGACUGGUAAAAGUCUUUUGCCUCUUCUGGUUAAAGAGCCUGCUGAUACAUCAAAAGAAGCUGUUUUUGCUAGUCAUAACUUACAUGAAAUAACCAUGUAUUAUCCAAUGAGAAUGAUACGAACACAGAGAUACAAAUUAAUCCACAACAUAAAUUAUGGCAGUUCAUUCCCAAUUGACCAAGAUUUUUAUCUGUCUCCUACUUUCCAAGAUAUUUUAAAUAAAACAAAGGCCAACCAACCAACAGGAUGGUUCAAAACAUUAAAAAACUACUAUGAACGACCUGAAUGGGAGUUGUACGACUUAAAACAUGAUCCAUCCGAAGUUAUAAAUUUAGCUGGGAAACCAAACAUGGAAGAUACUCUUCAAGAGCUAAAAAGUAGGCUCAUAGAUUGGCAGGGUAAAACUGAAGAUCCAUGGAUUUGUGCUCCGCAUGCUGUGUUAGAAGACAAGGGAUAUUAUAAAAACAAUUCCUUGUGUAUGGAUUUAGAUAACUUAUGGUAAAAUAAAACUACUGUAGCAUUUGAAAGAAAAAUAAACAAUUUUAUUGUCACACAAACAUAUCUUGUAUACAAACCAGGCGAUAAAUAAAAUAUAUAAUCAUA